AGGAUAUAAACUGCCGCCCUGAGUAAAUCUACAGUUCCUCCAAACUACUGUAGCAUUCGUGGCAUACAUUCUAGUAGUAUUGCGCUCACCUGUGUGUGGUCUUCACUAAUUGUAAUUGUAUACACAGCUAGAGAUAUAUACUAAACAAGAUGGCUGACAAGCUUACCCGUGUAGCUAUUGUAUCUUCGGAUAAGUGCAAGCCUAAACAAUGUCGACAGGAAUGCAAAAGGUCUUGCCCAGUCAAUCGAAUGGGUAAGCUCUGCAUUGAUGUCACCCCUGCCGCCAAGUGUAGUAUCAUCUCAGAGCCCUUGUGCAUCGGUUGUGGUAUCUGUGUAAAGAAAUGCCCGUUCGAUGCGAUCAACAUUAUCAAUUUGCCGAAAAAUCUAGAGAAGGAAGUGACGCAUAGAUAUUCCCAAAACUCCUUCAAGUUGCACAGAUUGCCUAUGCCUCGUCCGGGCCAAGUUUUAGGUCUUGUAGGUACAAACGGUAUCGGUAAGAGUACAGCGCUGAAGGUGCUUGCUGGUAAAAUGAAGCCCAAUUUGGGACGAUUUGAUAGCCCCCCAGACUGGGUGGAGAUUAUCCAAUAUUUCCGUGGUAGUGAUCUGCAGAAUUUCUUCACUAAGAUUCUGGAAGAGGACAUCAAAGCGGUAGUAAAGCCACAGUACGUAGAUCACCUACCCAAGGCUGUUAAGGGUACCGUGAAAGCCAUCCUUACGAGAAAGAAUGACCGCGACGUUCUGGAUGAAACUUCUGAACUAUUGGAUCUGCAGAAAGUAAUGGAUCGUGAUAUCGCUGUCUUGAGUGGAGGAGAGUUACAACGAUUCGCCAUUGGAGUGGUGGUUGUGCAGAAGGCUGAGGUUUACAUGUUCGAUGAGCCAUCGUCGUACCUGGAUAUCAAGCAGCGUCUAAAGGCCGGCCAGGCCAUCCGAUCCCUGCUCACCCCCGAGAAGUACAUUAUCAUUGUUGAGCACGAUCUGUCUGUGUUGGAUUAUCUUUCGGAUUACGUAUGUGUGCUGUACGGACUGCCGGGAGCUUACGGUGUCGUGACCAUGCCUUUCUCUGUGCGAGAGGGUAUCAAUGUGUUCUUAGAUGGGUUCGUGCCCACUGAGAAUCUGCGGUUCCGACAGGAGUCGCUGAGUUUCAAGGUAUCAGAUGCACUCGAACGUGAUGAGGGUAAGCAGCAGCACAGCAGUGUCUAUCCCGAUAUGACCAAGAAGCUGGGUGAUUUCAGCCUCGCUGUAGAAGAGGGUGGUUUCAAGGGAUCAGAAAUCGUUGUGUUACUGGGUGAGAACGGUAUGGGUAAGACCACUUUCAUUCGUCUGAUGGCCGGUCUACUCAAGCCCGACGAUGAGGAAAUCUCUGUACCCAAAUUGAAUAUAAGUUACAAGCCUCAAAAGAUCAGUCCCAAGUUUGAAGGUUCCGUGCGAUCACUGCUACACAUGCGCAUCCGUGACGCUUACGUCCUUCCUCAAUUCGUAACGGAUGUGAUCAAGCCCAUGGGAGUAGAUCGUCUAAUGGACCAGGUGGUAGUGAACCUGUCUGGUGGUGAGUUGCAGCGUGUGGCUCUGUGCAUGUGUUUGGGUACCCCAGCCGACAUCUAUCUGAUCGAUGAGCCCUCAGCCUACCUAGACUCAGAACAGCGUAUCAUUGCCGCAAAGGUCAUCAAGCGCUUCAUUCUACACGCCAAGAAGACCGCCUUCGUAGUCGAGCACGAUUUCAUUAUGGCCACAUACCUCGCCGAUCGAGUGAUUGUGUACGAUGGUCAACCGUCCAUCAAAGCUAUUGCGAGAUCACCUACCAAUCUUCUGCAAGGAAUGAAUAAAUUUUUGAAAUCGCUCGACAUCACUUUCCGUCGUGACCCAACGAAUUACCGACCGCGAAUCAACAAAAUGGACUCCAUUAAGGAUGCUGAGCAAAAGAAGUCCGGGACCUAUUUCUACAUGGACGACAAAUGAGUGCCAUAAACACCUACACGCUAUGACCGAGUGUGGAGGCUGUUUGCAUUUGCCAAACUGGUCUUACUGUAAAUAGAAAUGCAUGUAGCGUAUAUAAGGUUUCUGUAUAUAUAAGUGUACACUUCCGUGCGCGCCUACAGGGGUGUAUAUACCCGCAUACAAAUGGGUAGACAUUUGUGUCCACCCGAAACGCCAGGUAUUUAUAUCUUCAAAAGGUAUUGUCCUGCGGUCAAGGUCGCUUCCAAUGCGCCGGAAGUACAGGUCUUGGAGUGGAUUUCUGGAUUCCUGAGUCCUUACCACAUGCGUUCUAGCCCACUGAUUCGAAGUUUGUAACGUGUAGAGCUACAUUAGCUGCACUAUAUUAAACUUAAGAUAGCCAAUUGAAGAAGGGUAAGCAUGCUUGCUACUCAGGAUCCGUGGCGAUUUUAAUGCUCAUCGUGG
This is a messenger RNA of Sphaeroforma arctica JP610, 2396 nucleotides long. Its product is annotated as ABC transporter E family member 2. The record is from RefSeq and is a predicted model, not a curated record. Gene Ontology annotation, molecular function: ribosomal small subunit binding; ATP hydrolysis activity; iron ion binding. Lineage: Eukaryota; Ichthyosporea; Ichthyophonida. Gene Ontology annotation, biological process: ribosomal subunit export from nucleus; translational initiation; translational termination. The transcript has 13 exons. The coding region runs from base 150 to 1955 and encodes 601 amino acids.